UUCUCCCAGUCGGUCGGACCAUAAUUUAGCAGGGACUCCUUCCGUCGGUUGGAUAGCGAUACUUUCCCGGAGUUUAAUCGGAAUAAUUAAAAUAAUCAAUAAUCGAUCAAAGACAGCGACUCACACCAAGUUGAUGGCCUGUCUCGCUCCUCCCAUCCCGUCUGCUCUCGCCUCGUUUCUUUCCACGUUGCUUCCCUGCGGCUUUGCUGUGGGGCCCUCGCGGUUCUGUGGGGGCAGGCCGGGCCUGUGGUGGGUCGGCCACUCGCUGGAAGCUGGAUCCCUGCUGGGGAGAGACGGGGACACGGAGUGGGCCUCAAAACAUCACAACGAUCCGAUGACGCACAGCGGGGAGGAGGGUGAACUCGAGAUGAACUCUGAGUCCCAAACAGGCGAGACUAACAGCACAGAGGUAGAAAAGGUGCUGAUGGAGAUAGCAGCAAAUAAAGAAGCUUUACUUCAGAGCACCGUCUGGAUAAAAUUUGCCUGCCAGGCGCGUAGCAGAGCCCAGCAGAACGUGGCCGUGCAGUGUUCCUGUGGAGAGGUGUGCGCGGGCGAGUGUGCGGAUGUGUGUUUACAUGUGUGUCAGGACAUCCGACCGGGGACUGAGCUGCUGUUGUACAAAGACACCGCGGGGACAACGGACAAUUGUGACGCACAGGACGCUGGACACACAGGUGAGACAGAAAACAAAGUGGAAGACAAAAAAGACCCAGAGACUGAAGUGCCCAACAAAUCGAUCAUUCAAGAGAAGGAAGGGGGGACAAAGGGCGGACAGGAGGAAGAACUGCAAAGAAAACCACGCAGAUGCAUCAAGAGGAGACACCCAACCACAAACAUGAGGAAGAGGAGAGCCAAGAAGAUAGACAGGACAUCCAGCAGUGAUAACACGACAGUAGGAGGACACACAGAGAGGACAGGUAGUGUCCCAGCUGCUGUGGACAGACAGUCACACUGUAUAUACACAGGCUCUUCACCUCCUCCUGUCCGCUCCAGCUCCCGCCUGGCUGCUAAACCACGCCGCGUUCACUGUCUGACCAGCCGGGUGAAGCAGACAGAGGGACGGAGCCGGAGCUCCACCGAGAGCGCCGAGUCUGUCGCAGAGAAGGCGAUUCCCACGAAGGUAUCACAACCCGAAGAUGCCGCCGAAGCUCUCGCAGCAUCGUGCGCAGCCGAGGCGUCCAGAGAGGAUGUGGCUCCGACGUGGCGUCCGGAGAUCAGAGAGAGGCGGUACAAGUGUUCCAGCUGUGGUAAAAAGUUCUUCCAGAUCGGCCACUUAAAGAAACACCAGUUCAUUCACACCGAGGAGAAACCGUUCAGCUGCCAAGAGUGCGGGAAAAACUACACGUCUGCAGAAAGCUUCAGAGCCCAUCAAAUGAGUCACCGUGGGGAGCGUCCAUUCUCCUGUCCUCACUGUGAGAAGACCUACGGCCUGAAGCGGGACCUGAAGGAGCACAUGGUCCUGCACACCGGUGAAAAACCUUACGUCUGCGAGCACUGUGGCAAGGCAUUCGCACGCCGGCCCUCCCUACGCAUCCACCGCCUCCUUCACUGCAGCAGGAUGAUUUACACACAGCCUCCGAAGGUGCAGUGUACAGUCUGCCCCAAGCUGCUGGCUAACUCCGGCUCUCUGAGAAACCACAUGAAGCUCCACACGGGGGAAAAACCGCACGUCUGUCAGCACUGUGGGAAGUGCUUCAGUCAGAAAGGGAAUCUCGAGUGUCAUCUGAGGAUUCACAACGGAGAGAAGCCGUAUCCCUGCACCGAGUGCGACCAGAGCUUCUCCCAGAAACCGGAACUCCGUCGGCACAUGUUCUCCCACACCGGAGGAGGUUUCCUCUGUAGCUACUGUGGGAAAUCACUAAGGGACCCGCACAGCCUGAAGUCCCACGAGAGGCUGCACACUGGAGAAAGGCCCCAUCGCUGUCCUGUGUGUGAAAAAGGCUACACGUUGGCCACCAAGCUGAGGAGACACAUAAAGUCGUCUCACCUGAUGGAGAAACCUUACAGCUGCCACUGUGGCGCCUCCUACACUGUGAGACAAAGUCUGCUGAGGCACCAAGCGCAGCACCGCGCUGAGGGGGGAGCUCAGGAGGAGGCGAAGGCGGCAGAGUCGGAUGGAGAACACGGAGAGGAGGCGAACGACAGCAAGAAAGAGGAUGUGCAAGAGUUAGGCUCGAGUCACUCGAAGCCGGUCAGAGGCAGACCCAAGAAGAAGUCGCUCCGAGAGGAAGGAGAGAAGGAGGCGGGUCGAGUGAAGCAGAAAAGGGGACGAGGAAAGGGGGAGGAAAAGGAGGUGGGGCAGGUAGAGAGAAAAGGUGAGGAGACCUCAGGAGCAGGGAGGGGAGGAGAUGGGGAGGCUUCAGAUGACAUCCAACACACCGUCGUCUACGUCCACACAGACGACCUGUCUGCGGAGAGCUCGCUGCCUGCGGGGAUGGGGCAGGAGCUGGUGGAGGUGGUGAUAUCGGAGGGCGCGGACCAGUGCAUUGUGGUCCACGGGCAGCAGACGGUAGGAGAGCUGCUGAUCUUACAGGAGGAGGGGAGCGGACUCUGCUCCGUGGCUCAGACGGUCGAGAUAGACACAGUGUAGCCUGGACCGGAGCCAGGACGUCAUCGAUUCAUGACCUUUCCUCAAACUACCUCGUGCACCUUUUCUUCAGCUUAUUAUAACGUGCACGCCUCAGACUACCUCUGCACAUCAGACAUGAACCCAUUAGACGUAAUUAGCUGCUGGAAGGGAGCCGCUCUGAUGUUUCCCAGUCGACAACUAGAGGAGUCAAGGUCCUGCCUGUAGAUUCCAACAUGUUUUUAUGAAUUCACAUUGUGUGUGUGUGUGUGUGUGUGUGUGUGUGUAAAAUCUGCUCUCUGAGCCUCUUAGACUGGAUUUUGUUUUGUUGCACUGUUUGAGUCUGACACAAAGCCGACGUUUACUGUGGAGGCUUAAGAUAAAAAACUUAAACACACUUAAACUGAAGUUGUGCUGGGAAUAUCUCGACAUGCCACGGCGUCUUCUGGAUUUAGACGUUUUGUUGUUUACUGGAGCUGAACUGGAAUAAAACAACAAAAUACUCAGA
This is a messenger RNA of Larimichthys crocea (large yellow croaker), 3074 nucleotides long. It is a transcript of the gene znf408, whose product is annotated as zinc finger protein 408. The transcript is spliced from 9 exons. Gene Ontology annotation, cellular component: nucleoplasm. The record is from RefSeq and is a predicted model, not a curated record. Gene Ontology annotation, molecular function: DNA-binding transcription repressor activity, RNA polymerase II-specific; RNA polymerase II cis-regulatory region sequence-specific DNA binding; DNA-binding transcription activator activity, RNA polymerase II-specific. NCBI's taxonomy places the organism in Eukaryota, Metazoa, Chordata, Actinopteri, Sciaenidae. Bases 134 to 2590 code for a protein of 818 amino acids. Gene Ontology annotation, biological process: regulation of cytokine production; regulation of immune system process; negative regulation of transcription by RNA polymerase II.